UGCAGUUCUGCAUUUGCUGUUUAUUCAGUCUGGACCACUCUUCUGAUGCCAAAGUAUUUACAGAACUUCCCCAGAUCCAACAGUCCCUUGGAUAUGAUUGGCCUUAUAUCUGCAUGAACUGAAGAAACAACUACACAUCGAUAACUUCCCUCACUGAAACCCACUGGAUGCUGUCUUUUUGCCUGGUCAGAAGUGGUUACAUUUUGCCUGUUUGAGAAGAUUAGUUUCAUUUGCAACAUUAAAAAGAUGGCUGAAGAGGAAAAAUUCUCUGUAAAGAAACCAAUUCAGUUUGGUAUUAAUGGAUAUAUUCCAACAGUAAAACUAUGCAUCAGAAAUGAAAAUGCCCCCAAAAGUUAUUCCGCUUGUUUAGACAACAUGCAAAUAAAACGUAUGUGACUGGUCCACCAUAAAAAAAAGCCGGAUCACUAACAGCAAGCUGAUUGUCAAAUAAGAGCCAUCAGGAAAGCCACAGACUAAACCUUACCUUUAAAUUAGUUAUCUGUAAGCCUAAUGGCCUGUUGCAAAUAUCAUGUUAGCUUCAGAACACAAAGAUUUCUGCAUUCCCUAGCUACAAGAAAUCUUCCCUUAAAUUUCAUAUUUAAUUUCCUUAUCUCAGCAUUUGGUCUAAUCAGCAUUUAAAUUUGAAAGAGCAUCCCUAAAAAGAGCAUGUCAGUUAAAAGUAUACAUAAUAACAACAAGAAAUAUGAAAAGCUUAGCUUAUUCAGGAGUAAGCUAUUCAUUUGCAUCUUAGGAACAAUCUUAAUAUACAGGACAAAUGACAAAUGAAAUGGGUCGCAAAGAAACACGUUACUUACAGACUUUAAAUUGCGAUUCAAUGGCCCAGCAAAACAUGAAAAUGCGCCCAGUGCUACUGAAAAGGAACAGUCUGGAUUCAGCUGAUUUUACGAGACAGCCACACCACCGCAGGACCAAAUCUCAGCAAGUUCGAUUCAAGGAUGAUGGUGUGAACACAAAGACAGAACUGGAUACCAGUCCUGCCCAAGAUAUAGCAUUCAUGACUGGAAAACCAGAAAUAUUUAGUGAUCACAGUUUUUUGCUACAUCAACCUCCAUCUUUUCCAAGGGCUCAGAAGGGGCUUCGGAAUAUUGCCAUACAAACAUCUCCUAGCCUCAGGAAACACCUCCCGGUUUUUAAAAAGAAAAAGCUGACAGUAAGCAAAUCAUUAACAGAAAUGUCAACUGAGCCUGCAAAUUCUACCCAAGUAAACGGCAAUCUUUCUGAACAAGACAUUAUGUCUUCAGAUCUCUGCUACUUAAGAAUAACUAAUCAUUUGGAAGAUGGAUUUAGGAAUAGUGAGGUGGAUGGUCAGUUAAGUCAAAGUCUGUCAAAAGCACAAAGCAAUGGACCUAUCCACUCAGAAGAUUUCUCAGUAUCAGAGAAGACAACCGUAUCUACACAGGUGCCUGAAUACAUACAUGUGAGUUUUCCACAAGACAGCAAUGUUUCCAUGGAUGCACCAGAUGUAACCACAAAUUUAAGUAAUUCACUGCAUUCUUCUACUGUCAUAAAUAGCAAUGAAAAUAAUGAAAACAGCACGCUGCCAUCUAAUUCUGAAAAAGCAUACCUAAGCAGUUCUACCAACUGCAGUGAAUGUAGUCCUCAUUCUGACCCUUGUGAAGCAGAAAAAAGUGAUUCUGAGUUGCUUGUAGCCAGCAAAGAUGCAAGCAGUAAGAAAACUACUCCAUUAUCACCUCCAUCAAAUCACAGCUCAUCUUGUUUCCUCAGAGACUAUCAACAGGCAGGAAAGCACAAAACAGAUUCCAGCUGUGUGACAUUAACAAAUGAUGAUCACACAACAAUGUCACUGACCAGCAGUAAUGCGUCAAAAUCUGUUCUGUCAUGUAAUGCUGAAAUUGAGAAAAAUUCUACCCAGUCAGAUGUUUCCCAGUGUAACAGCUGUUUAGAAGGAUUUCACAUAAAGUCUUAUCUGCCAAUGAAUGAAAUAAAACCACAAACUGACAAAGAGAUUAGUGAAAUAAAUCAAAUUCACUUGGCACAUGGCGAAGUCUGUGCCCUACAAGGCAGGCUGCAGUCUGUAGAGGAAUCCUUGCAGUUGAACCAGGAGAAGAUUAAAGUCCUUUUGAAUGUAAUCCAAGACCUGGAAAAAUCCAGAGCCCUCAGUGAAGGGCGUAACUUCUACCACACUGGUCAAGACCUCAACAACUGCAGCACCUGUCAGAACACCGCAUGUAUCAUUUACAGUGUAGAAUACGACUUCAGACAACAAGAAGGACGAUUUCAUCAGAUUUUGAAAACACUGGAUCAUGCAGAGGAAAAUGCCACUUCAGCUUCACCUCAGAAGGUAUCCUCUGAUCAUCCAGCUCCCGAGAAAAAGGAGUUAAGACGCAAAACAAAAAAGGUGAAAAGAAAAUGCUUCUGGUGGAUUUGACUUCCUUAUGGAUCCUUUUACAUUUCAAAAGACAGUAGAACAGAAAGAGGUUUGAGAGCACACACCUGAAAAUGUGCUAUUAUGAAAUUACAAAGCUAAAGAAUGUCUGAUUAGAAUAUCUGAAAAAUCAAAUUAAUUGAAUUUACUUAAAUCAUCUCACUGAAUAAAGGUGCAUGAAGAUACUAUUUUCAAGCAGAAAUUGUUUCUUUCAAAAGGAAGCUUUCUCGUUUUUCCAAGGACACUUUCAUAUGCUUUGUAAAGACUUUUUUUUUCAACUUUCCAGAAAUAACAAAGUUUAAAUCUCUAGUUUAAAAAACAAUGGUAGACAAAACGAAGGGUAUCAAACAGUCGUCUUUUCCUAUUUAUAAGCAACAUGGACUAAAAGUAAAGAAUUUCAUUGAUCUUUAAACAAACCAUAUAAUCAAGAACAACAUCAGGGGAAUCUAUGUCGUUCAAGCAGUUCUCUCCUCAAAGGAGACAAUUACAAUUAUUUCACAUCCCCACUGAAAUAUUUUUGUUGCUAUCAUCUAAUAUUUAACAACAAAAAAAGAAUUUCAGGUUAAGUUUUACUCUGUACUUUUAUUGGUUCAACUUAAAAAGCAACCAUUUAGAAGUUUCAGCCACUUAACAGACUUCUCUGAAAAGAAUUAUAGAACCAUAAAACAAGAGGAAAUCUCAGUAAUUCUAGUCUUAACCCCCUAGCUCAAGCAAGGUCCAAUUAGGUGAAUUUGAGUUUUGAGUAUCUCCAAAGUCAAGAACCCAUAACCCCUUGGGGAAAGCUGUUCCAAAUUUUUUCCUAAUAUCUAAUCUUUAUUUCCUAUGUUCUAACUUGUGUCCCUUACACCUUGCCCUAUCUAAAUACACCUUCAAGAAGAAUUAGACAGACAAUAAGACCUCUCUCCUACGCUUUCACUUCUUAAAGACCGAACGAAUCCAGUUUUCACUGCCCCUCUUCACAUGUUAUGUGCUGCAGGCCACAGUCAUCUCGGUGGUCUCCCACCAGUAAGUUGAUGUCUUUCAUCUACCAGCCUCAAACUGGACACAAUGCCUCAGAUGUCAUUAUGCAGUUGGUGCAGGGAGAGGAGUAACCACUUUGGCUACUGUCUUGCUAAACCACUUUGCCCGAUUUGUCCAUUUAAGACCUGUAUCACCAUACCAAAAUAUCCCAAGAUGAGUUUUUUGGCCUUAAGAUAUAAGUUGAUAUAUGAUACAAAAAUGAUCAUUAAAAAGAAUAUAUUUAAUGAACUUAUCUGUACUAUGUAUUAAAAAAGAAUCAUAUAUGCUGAAAAGAUUUUAUCAGAUGACAAUGCAGCUAUUUCUUUCCUUCAAAAAUAGCCGAGUUACCAGCUAGCCUGGGGUAUGCCAAUGAUACCUAAUUUAGGGUUGAUGAUACUAUUAUUUUGCUCAUGAAAACAUGGUCACCUUUCAUAUGGGGGGCAGAGGGGAAAAUGUUUUCUGAAGCAAGUUUAAAGGGCACACUGUAAAGCCCAAAUAAUGAUUUUAUGUUUAGUGGAAUGUACUGCAGACCUUUUCUUAGAAGUUAUUCUGGUUAAUUAGUUCAAAUGGUGCCAGGGUAUUCAAUAGAUUAACCCCUGGAUCCUAUUUUUCUAAAUCAUGUUGUAUUAAUUGUGCAAUGUUAGUUUAAAAUGUCUGUAUGCUUUUUGUACACUUCUGUGUUCCUUGAAUUCUUAGGGUUAAUUACACAUUUGAAAACACAUUAAAACAACUUUGCACAGAAGAAUUUCGUCUGGAAGAACUAAGUUUUUUGAUAAAAGCAGUCUUCAUUUAGAAUAGAGUAUGCUAUGUGACAUGGCUUAAUUUAUUAAAAUUCUAAAGGACUGACA
Molecule: messenger RNA, 4254 nt
Organism: Phalacrocorax carbo (great cormorant)
Lineage: Eukaryota; Metazoa; Chordata; Aves; Suliformes; Phalacrocoracidae
Source: RefSeq, a predicted model, not a curated record